AUGAGCGCCAACACUUCUUCCACAAAACCUCCUUGCAAAUGUGCUGCUCGUCCUGCUUCGGUGCUGAGAACAGUCGUAAAGGAAGGUCCAAACAAGGGCAGACAAUUCUACACGUGCGCUAAAUCUAGUUGUAAAUUCUUUGAAUGGGUGAAUACUAAUGCUACUAAUACUUUACUAUUGCCUUCAUCAAGUCCAUCAAGUCAACCAUCAGUUUCUAUUGAAACCAUCAAGAAUAAUAUUUUCGCUGAUGCUCUAAAGAAAAGUGUUAAUAACAGCUCUAACAAAUCAUCAAGUGGCAGCACCUCUUCCGAAACUGAUAGUAAUUUAAAUAUUCCUUGCUGUACGAAUCAUCAAACAACCAAGUGUAAACUGUUACAAGUUUCCAAAGAGGGACCAAACAAAGGAAAAUUAUUCUGGGCUUGUGGAAAUACUAAUCAGAGUGAAAAAUGCAACUUUUUCAAGUGGUUUGAUGGAAUAGUGGAUCAGUACAAACAUUUGGUACCAAAUUACAAUAGUGGAGCUCAACCAUCACCAAAGAAAGAGACUCCUAAAUUUAUAGCACCUAUGAUUAAGGAAGAAACAGUUCCAAUAUUCAUGUCAACAAGCAAUUCUCAAAAUAACUGGGUUGCAAACCUCCCAGUCGAAACUUUUUCUGAGAUUUUGAAAUAUUUACAAAUUGCUCCAGAUUGUGUAAAAAUUCAAAGAGUUUGUGUUGAAUGGAAGAGAAUGAGUGAUAUUUAUAUUGGAAACGCAGUGAAAGAUCAUCAAGUUGAUCUGAGUUUGGGAUUUUUGAAGAAUGAUACACCAUUUUCACAAUGUUGUGAAAUUUUCAAGAAAUUCUAUAGAGUGAAACAAGUUACAUUUUGUAACUUUACAAUUUAUAGUGAAUUGAUGAGAUUAUUGGAGUGGGUUCAAGUAGAAACAAUGAUUUUCUAUAAUUGCAAAUCAACCAUGUCAUGUGAUCAGAAUGAGUCAGUCGCUGAGCAUGUCCCAUCUUAUCAUGAUUAUGAAGAAGUUGAUUGGGAGUAUGUAAGAUCAAAUCCAGGAAGCUUAUUUUCCAAGAGGGAUAUUGCAUCGUACAAAACCAAGUUUGCUUUCCGCAGAAAUGUUACUCAAAUGCUAUUCUCAGGACUAGAAGAAGAUCGAGACGUUCUCGUUGCAGAUGCAAAGCCAAAGUUUAUUGAUGACAUGCUACAAUUUGCAACUUUGAAUUAUUACAAGAAAUUCGUAACUUUUAUAAAACAGAAAUUGGGAACUAAUUAUGUGCAAGGAAAGAGAUUUGGAAAUCUAAAGAGGAUUAUUUCCAUCGACUCUUAUGAAUUGAAUUUUGCAUGGGUCAACAAGGAUCGUAAUGUUUAUUACAAAGUUGGUAAUGGAAUAUGUGAAGCUGAUUUCACAAAAUUUAUGUUGGCAACCCAAGAAAAGGCAACAAUUAAAGAAGAAGAUGAAACAACGGCAGUCCAUAUUGAUUGGCGAUACAAGAAUUUCAUGGUUCAAGAUAGAUCCAUAGCUAUUAUUUCAAUACCUUUCUCUUCUACACUCCUUUGUAAAGUUCAAAUUUACAAUAGCAUUUCUUGCUCCUCUAAAACAGUAGUAGAAAGAACACCAACUCUCGCACCCAAAUCCAUCACAGGUGUAUUGGAAAAAUGUAACAUUGUUCAAUAUGUUAAGAAGGAUGUUUUCAAACCAAAGAAUCUCUUUCUUGCUAAAUAUGGAUUGAUACUUGGCACUUUGAAUUUGCAAAGUCCUUACCCUCGUAAGACUAUUUUGGAAAUGUAUUUGGAAUCUGCCUUGGCUUCCUCUAGAAAGAUGGUGAGUGGUGACUUGGAUGAAUUGAAAAAAUUUUGUUACAAAGAUCCAAUUCAAAAGGCCAUCAAGUUACUUUUAUUUUUGCAUAGGGAAACAAAGUUAAUGGAUAGUUAUGAAAUAAGUUCCAAGGUGAAGUAUCUCAUUAAAUCAAUAGAUGCCUUAUGGUCUCACAAGGAGGAAUUUAUUAAUGAUGAUGAUGAGUACAGUGACACACCAUCAAUCAAUACAAUCACUGAAUUGGUUUCUGUAGAUGGAGAAUCAUUGAGAGUUCCAUUUUCUUGGUAUCAUUUCAUUAAGACUGGUAACAUUAAGCAUAUUUUCGAAUUGAAACCAGAAGAAGCUAGAAAUGAAUUACCAAGUGGAGAUUAUGAAGAGGAAGAUGAAGAGGAUGAGGAUGACAGUGAAGAGGAGAAUGAUAAUUUUUUUAAUUUUCAAAAUAAUAAUUCUGAUCUCAGCUCUGAGGAUGGAAAUGAACCAGAAGAGGACGAUGAUUACCAAGAGAGUAAUGAAGAAGAAGAAGAGGAGGAGGAAGAAUCUGACUACUCUGAUGAUUCAGACAGUGGAAAAAAGAGAAAGAAGAAAACUAGAGCAACCCGUUCUAAAAAGAGAAAGUAUUGA
Naegleria gruberi is the source of this 2427-nucleotide messenger RNA. Its product is annotated as zf-GRF domain-containing protein. The transcript has a single exon. The coding region runs from base 1 to 2427 and encodes 808 amino acids. Gene Ontology annotation, molecular function: zinc ion binding. The record is from RefSeq and is a predicted model, not a curated record. Lineage: Eukaryota; Heterolobosea; Eutetramitea; Acrasida; Naegleriidae.